UAAAGCAGUUUGGGCGGCCCGCGCCAGAGACCGUGCCGGGCGAGGAGGAGAGGUCCGGAGAGCGGGCGAGGCAGGCCCAGAGCAGCCUGAGUCCGCGCCACAGUCCCUGCGGGACCCGAGCCGGCCGCCGCUCCUCCGGAUCCCGGCGUCCUUCUCCGGCCGCUUCGCGAAGAGGGCGCUGCCGCUGCCUGCCCAGACCGGAGGGCGCUCGGGUCCGCUGGGGGCCGCGCUCGCCGCUCUCCGGCCCGCCGGGCAGCAGGGCACUCAGGGCGCGCCCGGCGAGCGCUCCAGGAGGCGGCGUGCGCACAGGACGCGCGGCGGGACUCCGGCGGCUUCUCCACCUUGCGACCCCGCGCCGCCGCGCGACCAUGAGGCCGCGGCCGCAGCUCUGCGAGGCGCUGCUCUUCGCCCUGGCUCUCCAGACCGGCGUCUGCUACGGCAUCAAAUGGCUGGCGCUGUCCAGGACGCCGGCGGCCCUGGCGCUGAACCAGACGCAGCACUGCAAGCAGCUGGAGGGCCUGGUGUCCGCGCAGGUGCAGCUAUGCCGCAGCAACCUGGAGCUCAUGCACACCGUCGUGCACGCCGCCCGCGAGGUCAUGAAGGCCUGCCGCAGGGCCUUCUCGGACAUGCGCUGGAACUGCUCCUCCAUCGAGCUUGCCCCCAACUACCUGCUUGACCUGGAGAGAGGGACCCGGGAGUCCGCCUUCGUGUAUGCGCUGUCGGCGGCUGCCAUCAGCCACGCCAUCGCCCGGGCCUGCACCUCCGGCGACCUGCCCGGCUGCUCCUGCGGCCCCGUGCCAGGUGAGCCACCCGGGCCCGGGAACCGCUGGGGAGGAUGUGCGGACAACCUCAGCUACGGGCUCCUCAUGGGGGCCAAGUUUUCCGAUGCUCCUAUGAAGGUGAAAAAAACAGGAUCCCAAGCCAAUAAACUGAUGCGUCUACACAACAGUGAAGUGGGGAGACAGGCUCUGCGCGCCUCUCUGGAAAUGAAGUGUAAGUGCCACGGGGUCUCUGGCUCCUGCUCCAUCCGCACCUGCUGGAAGGGGCUGCAGGAGCUUCGGGAUGUGGCCGCUGACCUCAAGACCCGCUACCUGUCGGCCACCAAAGUCGUGCACCGCCCCAUGGGCACCCGCAAGCACCUGGUGCCCAAGGACCUGGACAUCCGGCCUGUGAAGGACUCGGAGCUCGUCUACCUGCAGAGCUCCCCCGACUUCUGCAUGAAGAACGAGAAGGUGGGCUCCCACGGGACACAGGACAGGCAGUGCAAUAAGACGUCCCACGGCAGUGACAGCUGCGACCUCAUGUGCUGUGGACGCGGCUACAACCCCUACACGGACCGCGUGGUCGAGCGGUGCCACUGCAAGUACCACUGGUGCUGCUACGUCACCUGUCGCCGGUGUGAGCGCACUGUGGAGCGCUACGUGUGCAAAUGAGGCCUGCCCGGGGGCUCAGACGGGCUCCUGGGGACCCUCGGAGGCCGGCCCGGGGCCUGGAGACGCCCGUGGGUUUUUGCUCGUGAAUUCCAGAUGCCAGGCGUGGGAGGUGGCCUGUGCUUUGCCUCCGCUUGGAAGGCACCAGGAGCAGAGGCCUGGCCGCCCUGGAGUGAGGGCCGGGACAUCAAAGGACACCGACAAGAUUAAAAAUAACCUGGCAGCCUGAGCCCCUGGAGUGCCCAUUUGCUGCUUCCAGCCUGGUCUAAGGAGCUGGGGACAUGGGUUUGGCAAGACUGGUGUGGACUCGACCUUUCACAGCCAGAGACACCGGCCUCCCGGGAAGGGCGGUCCGCCUGCCCUCCUCAGAAUGUUCUGCAGGCCUAGCCCUCAAGACCCCCGGCCCACCCCAGGGUCCGGGCCUGCUGGGCCCGCCACAUGGAACCACUAGCUUGGGUUGUAAAUGUUUUUUUGUUUUGUUUUUUUCUUCCUCUGGGAUGUGGGAGCUACAGAAAUAUUUAUAAAACAUAGCUUUGUGUUUGGGGUGGCUUGCCUCAAUUCCUCUUUAUAUAUUUUAUAUAUAUAAAUAUAUAUAUAUAUAAUGAUCUAUAUUUUAAACAA
Molecule: messenger RNA, 2051 nt
Organism: Ceratotherium simum simum (southern white rhinoceros)
Lineage: Eukaryota; Metazoa; Chordata; Mammalia; Perissodactyla; Rhinocerotidae
Gene: WNT11
Product: Wnt family member 11
Biological process (GO): canonical Wnt signaling pathway; neuron differentiation; multicellular organism development
Cellular component (GO): extracellular region
Molecular function (GO): cytokine activity; frizzled binding
Source: RefSeq, a predicted model, not a curated record